This is a messenger RNA of Owenia fusiformis, 2070 nucleotides long. The record is from the annotation of a GenBank genome assembly. NCBI's taxonomy places the organism in Eukaryota, Metazoa, Annelida, Polychaeta, Sabellida, Oweniidae.
AUGUUUGGAGUAUUUGCUGUUGAAAAGGGGCAACAACUUUCAGGUACAAUGAAAGCACUCAUACUACUGGUUAAAGCUAUAUUAUGGCUGGUGGCAAUCUUCCAGUGGUUCAUCUCCCUGAUAUUCUCGCUUAUAUACUCUGGAAAAUCUGAUAAGGUUCCACCAAUCACAGAUGACCUGCUGUUUGAGAGUGCAUCAGCACUUGCAAGACAAAUCAGAAGUCGCAAGCUUACGAGCACAGACGUUGUACAGAGAUACAUCAAGCGUAUCAAAGAUGUCAACCCUAUUAUCAAUGCAAUGGUAAAGAACCGCUUUAGAGAUGCCCUCAAAGAAGCCAAAAAGGUGGAUGAAAUACUUGACAGUGGUGACAUACCAGAGGAGUAUUCAGAAGAGAAGAAACCUUUCCUGGGUGUACCUGUUUCUAUAAAAGAGUGCUUUGCUCUUGUUGGAAUGCCAAACAACUCUGGACUGGAAGCACGGAAGCAGCUUCGAUGCCACGAAGAUGCACCAGUUGUGGCUAACAUAAGACAAUCUGGUGCAAUCCCUCUAGGCGUGACAAACACCAGUGAGCUGUGCAUGUGGUUGGAGUCUGCCAACUGGGUGUAUGGAAGAACUAAGAAUGCUUAUGAUACAACCAGACUUGUUGGAGGAAGUUCAGGUGGGGAAGGUAGUCUUAUCUCAGCUGCAGGGUCAGUGUUUGGUCUUGGUUCAGAUAUAGGUGGCUCUAUACGCAUGCCCGCCUUCUUUAAUGGGAUCUUUGGCCACAAACCGACACAUGGUGUUGUACCAAAUGAGGGGCAGUUUCCGAAUGCUGAUAGUGCAAUCCAGGAGUAUUUGUUGUGUACUGGUCCCCUGUGUCGCUAUGCCGAUGACCUUGAACCCAUGUUGAAGGUCAUGGCAGGAGAUGGUGUGAAGAAACUGAAGUUAGGAACAGAGGUUGACCUCAGUAAGAUCAAAGUGUACAGUAUAGCAGAAAAUGGAGGACUCUUAGAGAGUUCUGUUGAGUAUGACCUGAGACAUGCACAGAAGCAGGUGGAAAGUUACUUCAAAAAUGACCUCCAAGUCCCAGUGGAGAAUGUAGUUAUUAAACAAUUGAGGCAUUCCCUAGCUAUAUGGGCCUCCAAGAUGUCUGAAGGUGAUGAAAAACAAACUUUCUGUGAACUUAUGGGUAGUGGAACUCAUUUGAAUUGUUGGUUGGAGCUCCUAAAGCACAUGAUCGGCAAAUCGACUCACACGCUACCAGCGAUAUGUUUAGGCAUGGUAGAAAUUUUCGGGAAACUCCCAAAUGAUAAGGUGGUUCGACUGAAUGCAAUUGCAGAAGAAUUGAAACAAGAAAUUAAUGAUUUGCUGGGUGAUAAUGGUAUAUUGCUGUACCCAACACAUCCCAAAGUGACAUAUUACCACAAUGAGCCCUUAGUUUACCCAUUUAACUUCCCAUACACAGGUAUAAUGAAUGUGCUAGGGUUUCCUGUUACACAAGUUCCUUUAGGUUUGGGUAGUAAGGGUCAGCCCUUGGGCUUACAGGUUGUUGGUGGUUACCAUAAUGAUCAUCUAACACUUGCUGUUGCUAGGCAAUUAGAGAAAGCAUUUGGAGGUUGGGUACCCCCAUCAUAGACAAUGUGCCAUAAAAAUGUAUUGUAGACUAGACAAUGUACAUGUGCCAUUGUAAUUACACCGUCGGUUUUGUCAACAAAAGCCCAAGACAAAAUGGCGUAAUGGUUAUGUACCUCAGCUUAGAACUUUGCCAUAGCCAGAGAUAUCAUCUGGGUCAUGCUUGCCAAAAGAAGUUAUGUAUAUUAGUGGUUUCUAUAAGGUAUAUAUUCCCUAUUGAAGUCUAUGUUAAACACUUAAGUCGAUAUUGACCAGUAUAUUCAACAUUCAUAUAAGGUGUGAAGUGAAUGACAAGCCUGUUGCCAGGGGUGAGAGGUUCGAGGGGUGCACCCCCUCCCCUUGACCAAAGAUUCUUUCAAAAUGAUGAAUCAUGCAGUUUUUCAUCAUUCUGGGCACUUUACAAGUUAUUUUGGGCCAAUAGUCCAAUGUGAACCCCCCUGACAUUUUUUAAAAAGUGAC